AUGGCUGAAAAGCUAGCGGAGCUUCGUCGCAAGAUGUCGCAAGUGGAUGACAUGAAGCGCGUCGUGAAGCAACUCCAGAAGGACAUAGCGAUUUCAUCAAUUGCCGCAUGGAUGGGCACUGUUCAGGAGGAGUUAGCAAGCGUACAACAGCAGCUUCAUGAUGCAAAGGCUCACACGGAGCCCCAACCAUCAGGCCCUGAGGUGCAAGCGUCAGCGUUUCAGGCACAACAUCUGGGAGUUGACCCAGGGCCCGCAGAUGCAGUGCCAUUUGGGAGCAGGGCGGUCACGUGCGCUAUCCGUCCAGAAAGGAAGCGGAAUAUACUGCCCCUCUUGCCUUUCAUAUUGCCAUGGCUUCGAGUUGGUGGGCCUGCCGUGUUGGCUUUGCCAAGCGUCCAGUGCACGGGUCGACCUGGACCCGAGGGCGCUUCGGGAGUGGGCCAUGCCCCCUCUCGCUGGGGCUGCGUCCGAGCGAGGCUGCUCGAGUGUCCCGGCGAGUGGAGGUUCACAGUGUUCUCAGAGAGGUUUUGUCGAGUCUCAGUGCUGACCUUGUUUUUCGUGGAGGGGAAGACUCUGGCAUGCGACUGCCCAUGGAACUAUGCUUGCGAAGGCAACCUGUUGGUUGGUCUGGCCUGGUCUUUGAGGCACACGAGCCCCGGUGCAACCCGGCUUCACUGCCGGAUCACAAGUCGUGCAUCUGAAAAGUGCAUGGACUGA
Symbiodinium necroappetens is the source of this 714-nucleotide messenger RNA. Lineage: Eukaryota; Dinophyceae; Suessiales; Symbiodiniaceae. The record is from the annotation of a GenBank genome assembly.